Messenger RNA from Caenorhabditis elegans, 479 nucleotides. It is a transcript of the gene ttr-42, whose product is annotated as Transthyretin-like family protein. The transcript has 2 exons. The record is from RefSeq and is marked reviewed. Bases 10 to 429 code for a protein of 139 amino acids. Lineage: Eukaryota; Metazoa; Nematoda; Chromadorea; Rhabditida; Rhabditidae.
AAAGUUACCAUGAAAACUUUGUUAUUGCUAUUUCUUUUCACAGCCUCUGUGGCAGCAAUUCCUUUCAGAUCAACAACUGUUGUUGCGAGGGUGAUACUUCGUUGUAAGCAUCCAAAAGAUCCAUCUGCAAAAGUGUUCCUGAUGGAAAAGGAUUUUGGAGAUCAUGAGAUUGAUGAAGACGACACAAUGGAUUUUGCAGAAUUUAAAUUUGGGCAAAUCCCAGAAAAACCACUUCAACUCAAAGGUGAAGAAUUCGAAUUUUCCGGUCUUGAGCCAUACAUUUAUAUUAGUCAUGCAUGCACCGAAAAUCGCGUGGAAGCGUGGGAUUCGUUCAACGUAACUCUGGAGACAUCCAUGUACUUGUCGGCUACGUUCGAUGUAAUCAUUGAUUUAGACACGAAAAAGUCUACUGUCAUUAAGAAUAUUUGAUGUUAAUUAAUUUUCAUUUGGAAUAAAACUAACAGUUAACGGAUUAUGAC